Messenger RNA from Zymoseptoria tritici IPO323, 471 nucleotides. RefSeq lists its product as uncharacterized. The transcript has a single exon. Bases 1 to 471 code for a protein of 156 amino acids. The record is from RefSeq and is a predicted model, not a curated record. NCBI's taxonomy places the organism in Eukaryota, Fungi, Ascomycota, Dothideomycetes, Mycosphaerellales, Mycosphaerellaceae.
AUGCCUACCGCCAUGGGUCCCUGCGUCAACUGCGCCAAAGCCGCCCGCAUCAAGUGUGCCCACUGCGACGAUGGCGAUUCCUUCACCGCCUACUGCGGCACCAAGUGUCUGAAGAAACAUCAAGCCAAGCACCAAGAAGUCUGCAAGGAGAAGAAGAAAGUCCAGAGCGCAAAGGCACUCGUUCCUUCCGAGCACGCAACAAAGGCGACCGUCCCGUCCGAGGCGCACGCAAACGACGAUGACGGCGGCUGCGCAGCUUGUGGGAAGGCUCAGACUACUCUCACAUGCCUGCGCUGCACUGACGGCAUCGUCCACUACUGCAACGAGAACUGCCACGACGCCUACAUCAAGAAGCACAAGUUGGUGUGCGUCGCUCAGACGUUGCGCAAGCAGGCGGUAGGGGAGGGAGGGCAUGCAAUUCUCGACAAUCCAGCAUGGGAUGGAGUCUUCGGGAAUGUCAUCUUUGGGUGA